AUGUGUCAAUCGUCCAACUCUGAAAUUCCUCUCGAGCCCAUCAACCAUGGCGACCAACCUCCCCUGUACGAUGUGAUCGCCUUUCCAUCCUUCAACCCAGUCGCAGUCGAUCACUCGAUCCCAGGCGGUUGGGAAUGCACUUGGCAGGAUAAAUUUGGCACCAAAACGCUAUCUCCAUCACUAUCUAGUAGCCCGAAUGCCCUGUAUCAGUUUAUUUCCUCUCAACUUAAGAUACCACCACGGCAGUAUGUCCAUAUCAAAGGAAUACAAAGCAAGCUCAGAGACUCUGUAACGGAGAUUGAUUUCGAUUUCAGACUCGACUUGACAUCAACACUGGUACGCCUUGAUGAGAAUGCAAAUCCUUGGUACGAACGGCAUGUUGUUUGCGAUGGAGAUGAUAAAGAGGUUUUCCGUGGUGGGUGCUGUAAGUCUCUUGAAUGGAGCCAGCCUCUACGUCAACAUAAUCGGUAUGAAGCUAUAGAUAUAGAGGAAAAUGAGAAUCGGGAGGAUCACACAAUCCUAGACAUGAAUCUGGACAGCUCGGACGAAGUGGAUUCUAAUCUGAUGACCUGGUGCGAAAGAUACUGUCAAGACCCCGCUAAAGCGAAAUCGUUUACCUUCACUCGAUCGCUUGAAGGAUUUGAUACCGGGCCCCUGGUCACAGAGCUGAGUUCGUAUCUGCGCUCAAUUAAUUACCGCGGCCAAGUUGAAAUUACAACAUCGACGCAUAAUAACUUCAUCACUAUCUAUUCUCCGCAUUGGAUAAACUACCUGCGCAAUAAUUCCUUCGUUUGGUGGCUUUGCUUCUUCUCACAACUUUGGAUCAUCACACAGAUCGUGAUCACCUUCUCUAAGAGCCACUACGAGGUUGUGCACUCGGUCUGGAGGUCUUCUUCAGAGGUGAAAGAUACAUCCAUGCCGUCUGGUUUUAGAAAGGUUUACGCCCGUGGUCGCGAUGAGACGAAGCUGGCAGAUUUCUGGGCUCCCGCUGUCAUACAGGCGGCUAGCGACCAGCUGAACGGGGGUCAAACCUUAACAGAGGAAAGUAUACAGCGUCUUCAACGGCGGGCACAGGAGCGUUUAGAAAACAUCAAGUCAUUUCUACCCGAACGCAGUUUAAAAGGGGAUUCUACAGCUGAGGUGUGCAAUGCAAUAUACGUUUUGAUAUCCCCGAUAUCACUCCUGUGCAUCUUCCCGAUGUCUAUAGUCACUUCCCCUGCCCCUCUGACGUUGACACCUCCUCGCUUCCUUCGAUAA
Messenger RNA from Penicillium taxi, 1257 nucleotides. RefSeq lists its product as uncharacterized. The record is from RefSeq and is a predicted model, not a curated record. The transcript has 2 exons. Bases 1 to 1257 code for a protein of 418 amino acids. NCBI's taxonomy places the organism in Eukaryota, Fungi, Ascomycota, Eurotiomycetes, Eurotiales, Aspergillaceae.